Gossypium raimondii (Peruvian cotton) is the source of this 1299-nucleotide messenger RNA. RefSeq lists its product as uncharacterized. The record is from RefSeq and is a predicted model, not a curated record. The transcript has 3 exons. NCBI's taxonomy places the organism in Eukaryota, Viridiplantae, Streptophyta, Magnoliopsida, Malvales, Malvaceae. Bases 1 to 1299 code for a protein of 432 amino acids. Gene Ontology annotation, molecular function: nucleic acid binding.
AUGGAGUCACCUGCACUCUCAGGAAGAAUGGCACGAUGGCAGAUCUUACUGACUGGGUAUGAUAUCGUGUAUGUGAGCCAAAAAUCGAUAAAGGGAAGCGCGAUAGCUGACUUCUUGGCAAGUCGAACAACGGAAGAAUACGAGCCUUUGAGAUUUGAUUUCCCAGAUGAAGACUUGAUGUGCAUUUCAGAAAAAGAGGGUGAGUCAUCAAAAGAGAAAUCAUGGAAGAUGAACUUUGAUGGUGCAUCGAAUGCAUUGAGGCAUGGGAUCAGAGCAGUCUUAGUGUCGCCGGAAGGAGAUCAUUAUCUGCUCACUGCCAGAUUGAACUUCUUCUAUAACCAAUUGGCUGAUGCCCUAGCCACCUUGGCUUCGAUGUUCAAAGCAAACAGAGAAACUGAGAUGAUGCCUAUCCAAAUGAGCAUAUAUGAGACUCCCGCACCCUGUUUUAGCAUUGAGGAGGAGUCAAAUGGACGACCAUGGUUCCAUGAUAUCCUAGAGUACAUCAAGAAUCAAAGGUACCCUGAGCAAGCAAACGAGAAUGACAAAAGAAAAAUAAGAAGAAUGGCGAUUGGGUUUGUUCUUGACGGGGAUAUUCUAUACAAAAGAGGAAAAGAUCAAGUGCUCUUGAGGUACGUUGACGCUGUUGAAGCUAGAAAGAUACUUGAGGAGGUUCAUGAAGGAAUUUGUGGAACGCAUGCUAGUGGUUUCGCCAUGGCCAGGCAGAUUAUGAGACUUGGUUAUUAUUGGCUAACGAUGGAAAGGGAUUGCAUUGACUACGCACGAAAGUGCCACAAAUGUCAAAUUUAUGGCGAUAAAAUUCAUGUUGCUCCGUUGCCCCUUCAUGUCAUGACUUCUUCGUGGCCUUUUUAUAUGUGGGGGAUGGAUGUUAUAGGGCCAAUUUCCCCGAAAGCUUCCAAUGGGCAUCGAUUCAUCUUUGUGAUAAAGCAUCAUAAUUCUUCACCCUAUCGCCCGAAGAUGAACGGAGCGGUAGAAGCGGCUAAUAAUAAUAUAAAGAGGAUUAUCGGGAAGAUGACUGAGACAUAUAAGGACUGGCACGAGAAGCUACCAUUUGCUUUGUACGCGUACCGCACCUCUGUGCGAACAUCUACGGGGGCAACUCCUUUUUCUCUAGUCUACGGAAUGGAAGCUGUUCUGCCCAUCGAAGUGGAGAUCCCAUCCCUACGUGUCUUGUUGGAAUCAAAGUUAGAAGAAUCAGAGUGGGUUCAAGCUCGAUAUGAUCAGCUAAAUCUUAUUGAGGGAAAACGCUUGAAGGCAAUUUGUCAUGGACAGAUUUAUUAG